AUGCCCAAGAAGAAGGUGAGCUCAGCCAAUGGCAAGGUGAAGGACGAGCCCAAGCACAGGUCAGUCAGGCUGUCUGCAAAUCCGACUCCUGUGAAAAUGGAAGCGAAGCCAAAAAAAGCAGUGGGAAAGGAUAAACCUUCAGACAAAAAAGUGCAAGCAAAAGGGAAGAGGGGAGCAAAGGGCAAGCAGGCUGAAGUAACUAAGCCAGAGACUAAAGAAGACCUACCUGCCGAGAAUGGAGUGGUGAAGAGCGAGGAGAGUCCAGCCUCUGAGGAAGCUGGAGAGGAAGAUGCCAAGGUUGAGUAG
Molecule: messenger RNA, 306 nt
Organism: Jaculus jaculus (lesser Egyptian jerboa)
Lineage: Eukaryota; Metazoa; Chordata; Mammalia; Rodentia; Dipodidae
Product: non-histone chromosomal protein HMG-14-like
Exons: 1
Coding region: 1-306 (101 amino acids)
Biological process (GO): chromatin organization
Cellular component (GO): chromatin; nucleus
Molecular function (GO): nucleosomal DNA binding
Source: RefSeq, a predicted model, not a curated record